AUGAGCUGCGGACAAUCUUCCUAUUACAGCCUCAGCUGCGGGUCGGGUGGCGGCAGCAUGCGUUCCUCCUGCAGCCGCUUUAGCUCUUCUGGGGGUUCCAGCAGCUUCGGCGGGGGCAGCUCUGGGGGAGCUUGUGGCCGGGGUGGAGGAGGAAGCUUCCGAUCCAGCUACGGUGGAGGAUCUGGUGGGGGCAUGAGCAGCGGUAGUUUUUGCGGAAGCUUUGGUGGAAGUUCCAGACGAUUUGGCGGUGGUGGGUCUGGAGGAAGUUUUGGGGGUUCUGGAAGCUGUGGGGGUGGUUUUGGCGGCGGGUUUGGAGGAGGCUUUGGGGGUGGAUCUGGAGGUGGAUUUGGGGGCUCUGGAGGUGGAUUUGGGGGCUCUGGAGGUGGCUUUGGAGGUGGCUUUGGUGGAGCUGGAGGCAGUGAUGGUGGUAUUCUGGAUGCUGAUGAGAAGACCACGAUGCAGGGCCUCAAUUCCCGGCUGGCCAGCUACUUGGAUAAGGUACAGGCUCUGGAGGAUGCCAACGCUGACCUGGAGAGAAAGAUCCGAGAGUGGUAUGACAAGCAGGGACCCAAGUCCGACCAAAAGGAUUAUUCCUCCUACUAUGAUACAAUUGAAGAUCUCAAGAAUCAGAUUAUGGACCUCACAAUGGACAACAACAAAACCCUCCUGGAAUUGGAUAACACUCGCAUGACCGUAGAUGACUUCAGGAUGAAGUAUGAUAUGGAGCAAGGCUUGCGCCAGACUGUGGAGUCAGACAUCAAUGGCCUGAAAAGGAUUCAGGAAGACCUGCUCAUGAACAAGUCAACCCUGGAGAUGCAAUAUGAGUCUCUUCAGGAGGAGAUGAAGGCCCUCAAGGAGAACCAUGAAGAAGAAAUGAGCCAGCUGACAGGCCAGAACACUGGGGAUGUUCAUGUGGAAAUGAACGCUGCUCCCGGCAGAGACCUCACCAAGAUCCUCAACGAAAUGCGGCAACAGUACGAGCAGAUCAGUGAACAGAACCGCAAGGACAUUGAGCAGCGCUAUGAGUCUGAGAUGGAGCAGAUCGAGCAGCAGGUGAAGAACAGCGACAAGGAGACGGAGUCCAGCCACAAGGAGCUGACCCAAAUUCGACAAAGUGUGCAGGAGCUGGAGAUUGAGCUGCAGUCGCAGCUGAGCAUGAAAUCAGCCCUGGAGAAGUCCUUGGAAGACACCAAGAACCGCUACUGUGGGCAGCUGCAGCAGAUCCAGGAACAGAUCAACAGCCUGGAGGAACAGCUGACUGAGAUCCGGGCAGAGACCGAGUGCCAGAAUCAGGAAUAUAGCCUUCUGCUCUCCAUUAAGACACGACUGGAGCAGGAGAUCAAGACUUAUCGUAAUCUUCUGCAGGAAGGCCAGGAGGACUUUGAAUCUUGUGGAGCUGAACAAAUGGGCCUUGGAGGUGGAUCUCAAGGUGGAAGUGGAGGAGGAAGAGGAGGCAGCUCUGGGGGAGGAAGCAGUGGUAGCCAUGGUGGAGGAAGUAGAGGCAACUAUGGAGGUGGAAGCAGUGGUGGCCAUGGUGGAGGAAGUGGAGGCAGCUAUGGGGGUGGAAAGAGUGGUGGUCAUGGCGGAGGAAGUGGAGGCAACUAUGGGGGAGGAAGCAGUGGUGGCCAUGGUGGAGGAAGUGGAGGCAGCUAUGGGGGUGGAAAGAGUGGUGGCCAUGGCGGAGGAAGUGGAGGCAACUAUGGGGGAGGAAGCAGUGGUGGCCAUGGCGGAGGAAGUGGAGGCAACUAUGGGGGAGGAAGCAGUGGUGGCCAUGGCGGAGGAAGUGGAGGCAGCUAUGGGGGAGGAAGCAGUGGUGGCCAUGGUGGAGGAAGUGGAGGCAGCUAUGGGGGUGGAAAGAGUGGUGGAGGAAGUGGAGGCAGCUAUGGUGGCGGAAGUGGAAAACAGUCCCAGUCUUCUUCCUCUGGCAAUUGUGAUGAUUCCCAAGGCUACUUCAUGCGAUAUUAA
Molecule: messenger RNA, 1965 nt
Organism: Suncus etruscus (white-toothed pygmy shrew)
Lineage: Eukaryota; Metazoa; Chordata; Mammalia; Eulipotyphla; Soricidae
Gene: KRT9
Product: keratin 9
Exons: 9
Coding region: 1-1965 (654 amino acids)
Cellular component (GO): keratin filament
Molecular function (GO): structural molecule activity
Source: RefSeq, a predicted model, not a curated record